CUGGUGCGUUAUCUGCAGCGUGCAAGCGUUCCGGUUUAAUCCCAAAAAAAACGCUGGAACGAGAGAGUUACUUUAAAAUACGCUGUAUUUUAAACCGAAACCACAACCGACCAUACCACACAAUGCAUGGCUGUCACUGACAUUUCAAAGAAUUUAAAAAGUAUGCAGUAAACACAAAGCGUUUAACGCUGCACUGCAUUCGAACUCCGAAACUCCAGUAACUGAUUGAGAACUAGUCACCACCCCGCCCUUCUACAGAGACAAACCGGUCCAAGCAGAAAACUCUCCACAGACACAUCACAGCGGCCGCUUACAGGUGAAUGGGAAAGUUUGCUGCUGUUGUCGGACAUGUCUUCUAGAAGAAUACACGUCCAGUAAUUUAUCUGGAAAAAGCUUUUUCAUUUUAGUUGAAGUGCAUUUUCAUCUGCAGUCACGAUGGAGCAAAAGAAGAAAAUCUGGCCCAAUCUCCGUGACAGAGGCAGGUUUAAUCUGAAGAUCGGAAAGAAGGGUCUGGGGAAGAAGAAAAAGACCCCUCUGAAAUACAGGAGGAGUAUGUCAGUACCAGACCUCAGGAUUAAUCCCAGUGCCAUGAUGGAUUUGCAGGAUGAUUCCAGGACGCCAGGUCAAGAGACCAUCUUCUUUGGAAACGUGGAAGGUUCAUGUGACCUGGAUGAAACGGGAAGCGAAACCUCCAGCAUUGCCUUAUCUGAGCGGUUAAGUGUCGCUGACUUGCCAUACUCCUGUAGCCCCGCGCCGUCAGAGAGAUCAGCUCCUGUUGACUUUCCAGUUUUAUUAGAAACCGACAAGCGGCAAAGAGCCACGACGUGGUACAUAGAUGAUUUAGAUGCAGUGACCGGACCUGUGUAUCCACCUACAGAAAGACAGGUGGCACCUGAAAGAAAAUCGCCUGGUCAGAGACUAAAAGACCCCACAGACAGACUGGCUGCGGCCCUCGGUAGAGUCGGAGCGGGAAGACAGACGCCUCCUUCACGAGGUUCAGACGAAAUGUCUACACUGACCACCACGGAGUCGGUCAGCAGUAUUCCACCUGAGGAGAAAUGUCCUGCCGAGUACCAGCCAUCCUCUCCGCUGGAAAUGUUCAUUGCAGGGUCAGCUGAGGACAUGGACAUUCCCAAUGAAACCAGUGACUUUGAUGCACUCGCAGAACAAGAACAAAAUUUUCCAGCAGGAUUAAAUGACAGUCAGAGUGCUUCAGGGCUGCAGAAGGUCCAGUACCUCCUAGCCAUCAACCUAAAGGAAGGAAAAAACCUGGUAGUCAGAGACCGCUCAGGUACAAGUGACCCGUUUGUCAAAUUCAAAUUAGAUGGCAAGAACAUCUACAAAAGCAAAGUUGUGAACAAGAACCUGAAUCCCAUUUGGAAUGAAUCGUUCUCCUUUUCCGUCAGAGACCUCGAUCAGGUUCUUCAUCUUAAGGUAUAUGAUCGAGACCUCCGAUCCAAUGACUUCAUGGGUUCAAGCAGCAUUCCUCUCUGUAAACUGGAGUUGGACAGAAUAAUCCCCAUGACGCUACCUUUGGAGGACCCUAACAGUGCAGAGACAGAUAUGGGAGCGAUCGUUCUAGAGGCAUGCCUGUCCGUCCGAGAGGAACCUGCCAAACGAAAUAAGUGGCUACUGAGAAGAAAGGGAAGCUUUAAUAAGGGACAGCCGAUAAGCCCGGCGCAGGUUUUGCUUCUCACGAGUGGACAGAGGAGUCAGGUGUGGACUGGAAUUUACACCGUCAUCCUGGUGGAAGGCCAAAACAUGCCCGACUGCGGUCAGGGAGACAUCUACGUGCGCUUCAGAGUGGGUGACCAGAAGGUCAGGAGCAAGAAUCUGUGUAUUAAGGCAAACCCGCAGUGGAGAGAGUCCUUCGACUUUAACCAGUUCCAGGAUGCACAGGAGAAUCUGCUGGUGGAGGUUUGUUGCAAGAGGGGCAGGAAGUCAGAGGAGAGCUGGGGAUUACUAGAUAUUGACCUGACCAGACUUCCUGUGAAUCAGAGGCAGUUAUAUACUCACGAGCUGGACCUAAACAAGGGCCGACUGGUGUUUUUGGUCACACUGACCCCGUGUUCUGGUGCGUCCAUCUCAGAUAUUCAGUCAGCUCCAUUAGAUAACCCUACAACCUAUGAAGAGAUGCAGGAGAAAUAUGCACUGAUGAACUGUCUGCGAGACUUGAAGGAUGUUGGCUAUCUUCAAAUCAAGUUAAUAAAAGCUACAGAUCUUCCAUCAACAGAUUUAAGUGGGAAAAGUGACCCUUUUUGUACCCUUGAGCUUGGUAAUAGCAAACUGCAAACUCACACAAUAUCCAAAACCCUGAAUCCUGAAUGGAGAACAGCCCUUACAUUUCCCAUUAAGGACAUCCAUGAUGUUCUGGUCCUCACAGUCUAUCAUGAUGAUGGGGACAAAGCUCCAGACGUCUUGGGAAAAGUUGCCAUUCCAUUGUUGACUGUUUCUAAUGGACAACAAAUAACCACAACACUGAAGAAUAAUAAUCUAUCGAGGACAACCAAAGGAAGCAUCACACUGGAGCUGAGUGUUCUCUACAAUCCUAUCAAAGCAGGUGUAAAAACCUUCAAGCCGAAGGAAACAAAGUUUGCCGAGGACAACCCGAAGUUUAACAAAAAGCUUUUAGCACGUAAUAUCUAUCGAGUGAGGAAGAUCAGCAUGGCCAUUCUCUAUACGCUGCAGUAUAUUAAAAGCUGCUUCCACUGGGAGAACACGCGAAGGAGUAUUACAGCCUUCCUGAUAUUUGUGGUGACAGUGUGGCUUUGGGAGCUGUUCAUGUUGCCUCUCUUCCUCCUUCUGCUCAUUGGCUGGAACUACUUCCACAUCACACCAGGCAUGGCCAGCUACAGUCAGGACUUGGAGAACAUGUCCGUGGCCGAGGAUGAGGACGAGGAUGAAAAGGAAUCAGAGAAAAAAGGACUGAUGGAAAAAAUCCACAUGGUUCAAGAAAUUGUGCUUACAGUUCAGAACACUUUAGAUGAAGUGGCUUGUAUUGGGGAAAGAGUGAAAAACACAUUCAACUGGUCAGUACCGUUCUUGUCGUUCCUGGCCUGCCUGGUUCUGUUUCUGGCGACUGCCGCCUUGUACUACAUCCCACUGCGGUACAUAGUUUUAGUGUGGGGUGUUAACAAAUUUAGCAAGAAGCUUUUCAACCCAUAUGCCAUCGACAAUAAUGAAAUACUGGAUUUUCUCAAGAGGGUGCCUUCUGAUGUUCAAAAGGUGCAGUACAGCGAGCCGAGAGCUGAGCUCGGCAACCAGGGCCCAGCGAAGAAGAAACGCUUGCGCUGAAACCCGACGGACGUGUCGGAUGAAAGGGACGGACGGCGUUUCAAGACACGGUCUGUUUAAGUCAUAAUGCCCCGUGCGAAUGGAGAAGGAGCCCCCUUGUGCCAAACCAUCCCUAUUUCCACUGAGGUGUAUUCAUAGGUUGUGUGAUACUGUGUGUGUGUGAGAGAGAGAGGGGCCCCUCCUGACGGGGCCUUUGGCCCUCACAAACUCACAUGGUCACAGUGUCUGAGCAUAUGACGGGCUCCACCGGCCUCUGCAUGUGGUCACACUGAAAUGCAAUGAAAUACAACGCAGCCUUUUCACAUAUUAAUAUCUUUUUAGAGACCGCAUUCUGGUUCAUUUAACAAACGAAACAUACGUGCUUCCUGUUGUUUGUGUUUACAGCAGGGAAUAUUUAAAUGAGGGCAAAAUAUAUUUAUGAGAUACUUGUUUAAGCAGUUUUAAAUGCCAUUUAACAUACAGCCUACUGUUCAAAAUUGUUAUUACAACGUAUGCUGUUUUUUUUCUAUGAAUCUUCUAUGUUUAGUACAUUUAUGCAGAAGAUAAACAUGACUUAAAAAGUUUGACAUCUUAAAUGCGUUUUUCUUCUCUCGCAUCCUUAAAUCUGCGUUAUUUGUGAAAGAUACACACAGUAUUAUUACCCAGCCCACACUUCAGAAGAGGAUGCUGGUCACUGUUGGAGGAAAACAUCAAAGUCUGUGUGUGUCCAGAGCAGUCAGCUAAUGCACCGCUUUUGUAGUUCGCUGACAAUAACAAGGUCCAGAUGAGAGAGCUCAUCUCUCAUAAAGAGGGAGGGAGAUCGAGAUAGAGAGAGAGAGUAAGAGAGAGAGAGAGAGAGUGAGUAUAUACACUCCAUACCCCGCACUUAGCGUCUCCCAUUUUCAUUAAAAUCACCUCCAGUGCCUAAUGGCUCUCUACUAGACCCAUCACUCUGUAGUGUUAGCACCAGUGAUGGGGCUUCAAGUAGAGCAAAUGGAGAUUUCCUGCCUCAUCAACUUAUUUAUUCAUAUUACAGACAUAUUCCAGCCUCUCCGCUAUCAGAGAGUCAUUUUUACAGAAAGCAACAUUUCCAAAGUGGUGCAUCUUGAAUGUUGGCAUUCAGAGCGUCGAUUUGAAAUUAAUAUUAAGCCAUUAUUAACAUAUUAAUAAAGUUAACAGCGAGCGCCGUGUUCGUAUGCACCUUUUUUCAGAGCGCUAAGUUUUGUCCUUCGCCUCGACGUACGGACAACUUUAUCAGAGCGAGCCGGGAAAAGUUUCUUUCAAAGAAAUGUAAAACCGAACAGAAAGAAGAAACUUCCUCAGAUGUCGUCCGCUCGCCUGCUCUCCCUCAAUAAUUUAGCGUGCGAGGUAAAUAGCCGAGCAGACGCUUUGUAAAAAUAGCCGUAGCCAUACAGAUGAGCCCGAGACCCCAGCUCAGAGAGUUUGUUCAGACUGAUUGGAGUGCUCAGCAUCCCAGCCUGCCCCCCUCCGUCUCUUUCUCCCACCCUCCCUUCACUCCUCUGCAGUUUGGUGCUGGUGAAAGAGCAUCGGUUGGUGCAGCGUGAAGAGUUUGAUUGGCUCUCAGGGACCUGCUGGAGCCUGGGGCUAUCUCUUUUGACAGUCUGAUAGAGACAUCACGGCACUCUCCCAGGAGCUGCCACCGGGGGUCCGAUUCAAAGCGAGGGGGAGUGGAGGUGACCCGCGACGCUCUGACGAGAGAAAUCCCACACAUAAACUCCUGCACCGACUCCGCUGGGGGGCCACAGAGAGGGAGAGCGAGGAGGGGAGGGCCAGUGUCCCUUAGCUCAGUAAAUGAGACCCCAUCAGAUGUCUGCGUGAGGUGAAACCAAUUAAACAAUGCUCGCAGGAAAGCGCUAGUCGCCGGGUUGGCACCAAAACUUGAAAGCGAGCCUCUAAGUGGAUCUGAAGUGUUUGUGCUGGAGGAGAGCAGCGGUCUUCAAAAAUUCAAGACCGUCUCAAAAACGCAGAUGAAAUGAGGGGCUGCCGAUUGGAAUUUCUCGUAAAGAGAGGCCCGAAGCAGCAUUCAUCUCAGAGAGCUCGUGUUGACAAGUGUUUUUGGGUAAACUGCCUUGAUGAAAAUCUUAUGCUUUGAUGCUUCAGACAUUUAGAAAAGUCAAAUUGUGGGCCGAAAAUGAAUGCACAAAAUAUUAGCACACCCUCUAACAAGCAGCUCUCAACUGUCAACUAAACAGCUCUAAACAUCGUCAACUGUGAAUAGUUUGUUUCAACAAAAUAUAGAUCAACAGUUUUAUACACAUUUUAGAUCACAUAAAAGAUGGAUGGAAUCAAGCAAUCAAAAUCAAAUCAUAUAUACAAUACAUUUUAAUUUAUUGUUAUUAUUGUCAUGCUUUAUUUAUUUGUUUUAUCCUGCGUUGUCCUCGAUGGCUUCAUUUUAGAUUUCUAAUUUGUGAUCAAAAACUGUGACUACUUGACAAAACCUGAUUGAGAUUUAAACUUGCUUUAUAACUGUUUUUGCAAUAUUACAUUAUUUUUAUUAGAUGAAUUCAAUUCUCAACUUGGAUAGAAACCUAGGUAGUGACGGAGGACAAUGGAGACAAUACAUGACGGAACACCACCCCCCCUCUUCCUGUGUUGUCUAAUAAACAAAAUCAUGUUUAAAAAAUUAUCAGUUUGCCACAGUCUCCAGGGAUUGAAACCUCAAACCUCUAUAGAUUACUAAACAGGCAAUAUGGUCCCUGAAUAUGUUCCCCAAACUCACUAAUGAACAUCUCAUCCACACAGCAGUUAACACUGCUUGCAUCAUUUUCUCCCUCUCUUUUUCUCCUUCAAUAGUUGUUGUUUUGCUUGGUAUGAAGCUGAUGUCUUCAUCAGCCUGUCAGAAAGGAAGUGCCUGCAGCUGUGGCAGGUCCCCCUAGAGCCUGUCGCACUCCUUGUUUCCAUGGUAGUCCUUCAGGCAGCACCAUGGGCAGACUGCGCGCAAGGACCCCUACAACCUGUUUUUUUUUUUUUUUUCCCUGAUAUGCAGCCCCGAAGCGGGCGUCAAACUGAAACGCCAAAUAGCGAGACUGCUGCAAUACUUCCUUUGCAGGUGGCGAAUUCUCUCUCAGAAGCAAUGCCAGCCAAAUCUCGUUUUAAUAAGAUGCCCCUGUUCCUCAAUUAUUGUUACGCGGGUGCUUUCAUUACAGGCAAAUGACCCUCCCUCAACUCGCCGUGUAUUCCUGCGGAGUCCUCAUAAGGCAGCAAUAAGCCAAAGCUUCUUGUUAACAUAAAGAUGUCACAUUACUUUACUUUUGAUUUGUUUUCCUUAGUAGUACGUCAAAAUAAAAACACAUCAGAGACUCGUCGUGUUGCUGAGGGGCUGAACAUCGCUGUAUUGAGAUCGCCGGGGUCAGGCCUCAGCUCUGACACCAAUAAUGAGAAGGGCUUUCCUGGAAUCAGACACUAAUGAGAUCCAAAUGACAAAACCGAUUGUUUUUACUCUUCUCGGGGUGGGCCGCACCAACAGAGGACCUCAACCUACACGCUUAGCCUGUCGAAGAUAUUCCCACAUCUCCUGUCUGUACUUUGAAAGGAAAGCCGCCGUGGAUCAGUCAGUAACGUAUGGAGAUGAACAAAGACUAGCCAACGCGAGAGCAAAGAUUACAGUCAGAAGCGGGUACAAAUAUUAAUUACAUUUUAAAGUCACGACUGCAGUUGAGCCUGAGGGUGUUCUGCGAACUCGUAGUUUGCGUGUUAUUUAUACAGUGGGUGUAUUACGCUCACUGACACCGAGCCGUAAUUUCUCGCAAUACAUCAAGUACGCCGGGGUAGCCUUUAAGAGCUUAAAUUAAGUCGCUGGCCUUUAAAAGCAUCUCUCUUAGGGGCCUGUCCGGAUUAAUAAAUUCAACUGAUUUGGCUUUAAUAUUAUUCGGAGUGCAUUAGAAUGUGGCUAACAGCUGGGGUGGUGGCCAGUCUCAGGGGCAUUGGCAGGGAGUCUGAGGGCAGGCGGGCGAGGGGCCAGAGGUCCCUCCGUUACAGGUGCGGCCCUGACAGGCUCGGCUCUCGGAUCAGAAAGGCCAGGCUCAGAUGAAAGGACGAUGAAGAGGGCCGCCGACCGCCUCGGAAACAAAGUCACCCCUUCUGCGCUGAUAACCGCUUGUGAGGAGCGUGUUUACUUUCUCUAUCCUUUUCUUUUCCUUUUAUCGUCAAAGCUAGGAAAUGUUAAACAAAGUUAAUAGAAAAGGACAGCCCUCUUGGUGACACAUUAUAACAAUAAUCAAGAAAAAAUGUAGCUUAAUAAACAUGGGAAAUCUCUUUCUCUCCGUCCCACGACUGAAUUGCGUUGCGCACCCUUGAGGAAGGACCUUGAGAACAGAGCGCCACGGAAGUGGAAAUUGGUGAAACGAUAGAAAGGAAGAUACGGGGAUGGAAAGAAAGAGAGAAAGACACCUUUGUUAGCUAUCUGUUGUCGCCUCAAUGGUCGGCGUUUAGCUCGCGCACACCCCGUCAGGCAACAAUACACAGAAUAAUUUAACCGCAUAUUUCAUUUUAAUUAACAGUGAUAUAAUGCAAUGUGACUCUCAGCCUCCAGAGGAAAGAACACAAUAUUUGGCUUGAUGAAUCUACUGGAGCCACUCGCAGUUUCUCUUCUCACCUCAUGGGAUUCAGGUAUCAUUAGAGAUAAGCAGAGAUCUGCUUUUUGUCUCACGGUAAAAAAAAAAGUGCAGACACAUGGGUGACUGCAGAAGUGUUCAAUAUUAAUAGCCUUUCAUCAAGGACACAAUUAGGACACCUCUAUUUGACACAUUCUAUAGGAGUCAGAUGAAUAUGUAUAUCUGGUGUUCUGGAAUGUGCCAGUGCACAAAAGUGACAGGGUGAAAUCACAGGACGGUAAAGGCCUGCUCAAUAAGACAACCGGAUUGAUUGCUUUUUACAAUUCGGUAUAAUUCGGUACAAUUCACAAAUCCAGUUCAAGCAACGCAGCGCAGCAGUCUGUAAGCAACAGUGUAACUGCAAAAGUAACAUUAGCGCUUUCAAACUGACAGGUUUACCUGCGUGGCAGAUCACAUAAAAACACAUCAGAGACGUGAUGGAAUAAAAUGAAAAUCAAGUAAAUAUUUUCAGCCAUACAUUAUGAAUUAUACACUAAAUUAAACGCAAAAAAGUAAAUGUAGUAAAAAGUAAAAUCAAUCAGAAACUGCUGCUUUUUUUCUGUUUUAACUUGUUUUUAUAAAUCUUGAAAAUAUAGUGCUUACUUGGAUCAUUUGUGUGCAGGCUAACUCUAUUCUUGCGAAUUGUUAAAUCUUAGGUAAGAAUUUACAAACAUGUACAUAUAUAUUUUAGGUUACAUUUACAAUGAAUGUGCUUUAUGAUUGUGCAUGAUAUAGAACUUUUAUUAGCAAAAGUAUUUUUGGGUUGGAUCAUGUUAAAAACAAAUUAAGGUAUCAUUUGCCACUUAUGUUUUCAGUGUAGAAUAUACUAAUUUAUGAAAAGUUUUGUGCAAAGAAUAUUCUCUGUUGGUCACAUUUUUUUUUUUUUUUUUAAACACAAUCAUAUAAAGUCAUAAAUGCAUUCACGCUCACCAAUUACUGUAGGGAUUGGUCUUAUCUCUGGUGAAAAUAAUUAUUCCGGUUUUUUUCUUGCUGUGUUAAAAAGACUUUGUUUUUACACCAAAAAUCAACUUAGAUCACCCUACAUAUCAAUUAUAAUUGGAGACUGGAGUUUACAAAGGUCACUGGUCACUGCCACUGAUAGUGCAGUCAAUCUCAGGGCAGGCUUUGCCUCCUCUUUCAUUAACAAGGCCUGCUAAUUACAGCCAUAUGAACUGUCCUCCAGAUCUAAAGCGUGCCACUGCGCAUAUCGUAAUUGAACACACCAUUGAUGUAAAAAAAAAAAAAAAAAAAAAAAGGAUUUAACUUCAUUUAAAGCUCCUGACUCAGAUUAAUUAGAUGUGGUCUAGCGUUGGAACCACUUUGCUCUGUGAUCAUGGUUUAAAGGGUCCAGUUGUGGAGAUAUUGAAAUGAUGUUUGUUUUGCUCAUGAGUCUAUGGUGUCAGCCACCAGGGCCCAAUUAGCCAGCAAACUGAAGCCUCUGUUAGUUUCUCCUCUUUAGCUAUGACAAGCAGUGGAGGCCCAUGUGGUUAUAUUUUUCUACUUACCCCUAUGCUACAGCCGCGCUGUGCACUGUUCAGACACGCGGUGACCGUGUAGUGAAAUGAUAAUUCCUGGAUUACAAACACAUCUGUGCCUCUUCAGAACUGCAAUGAAAAAGAAGCAGAGGUGGAAAAUGUAUGUUUGUACAUGACAUACAUCACACUACAUAACUGUACAUGAGAACGUCAUUUUCAAUCGCUUGUUGCAUAUGAAAAUAAAUUAGAAUUCAAAUGAUUAAAGUGCUGGUUAAAAUGUAUGUGUAUAUAAAUAACAAUGUAUGGAGUGUUUCCAUUUUUGUGGAUAUUCUGACAGCUGAGGGUUUUUUUUUUGUUUUUUUAAGCCCUCUAGAAAGAACAGUAAGAUGAUUUAGUGCUUGAAGGUUUCUAAUAAAAA
Molecule: messenger RNA, 9779 nt
Organism: Puntigrus tetrazona (Sumatra barb)
Lineage: Eukaryota; Metazoa; Chordata; Actinopteri; Cypriniformes; Cyprinidae
Gene: mctp2a
Product: multiple C2 domains, transmembrane 2a
Exons: 23
Coding region: 436-3294 (952 amino acids)
Biological process (GO): regulation of neurotransmitter secretion
Cellular component (GO): synaptic vesicle membrane
Molecular function (GO): calcium ion binding
Source: RefSeq, a predicted model, not a curated record